GAGAGGCCGGCAGAGGCCCGGCUCCGGUGGCUCCAGCUUCCCUCCUGCUCUGGCUCCCCCAGGGCUGCUCUGGAAAUCUCUCGGUGCCUGCUGUUGCCAUGCACUCGGCUGGGCCUCAUGGGGCCGAGUCCCCAGUGAGCAGGCAGGAAGAGAAGGAUGCAGAGCUGGACAGGAGGAUCGUUGCCCUUCGCAAGAAGAACCAGGCCUUACUGCGCAGGUACCAGGAGAUCCAGGAAGACCGUCGGCAGGCAGAGCAGGGGGGCAUGGCUGAGACCACGCCGGAGCUCCUCCGUCCUGACGGCCUCACUGUCACCAUCAGCCAGGUUCCUGGAGGGAAGCGGGUGGUCAGCCGGAACUGGGCAAGGAGCGCCCUUGGACCUGGAGCAGCCAAUGAGAUGCUUGAGGAUGAGGAGGCAGAGCCCCAUGCUGGCGCCUUCUGCUUGGGGGAGCGGGUGGAGCUGGCUGUGACCAUGGAAAACAAAGCCGAGGCCAAGCGGAUCGUAAGUGAGAAGCCCACCAGAGCAAGGAGCCAGAGGGCAGAAGGGUCACCUGGAGGGGGCUUGGGCCGGAGCCCCUCCAUGCAGAUGGCCAUCAGCUCAGAUUCUGCCCGGAAGCUGCUGGGUGCCUCUCCACCCUGCCUGCACUUGACCACACACCCCAGCAACAACUCUGUGGAUAGAUGCUGUUAUUAUCCCCAUUUUACAGAUGAGGAAAUGACACACAGAGAGGGUGUCCGGGAGCCCCAGAGUCCAGGCCUGGUCCCAGGCCCAGCUCCCCGCUGGCCAGUGGGGAGGCCCCCGGAGGUGGGCUGGGACUACGCCCAGUGGAAGCAGGAGCGAGAGCAGAUCGACCUGGCCCGCCUGGCGCGGCACAGAGACGCACAGGGUGACUGGCGCCGCCCGUGGGACCUGGACAAGGCCAAGCCCACGCCACAGGACUCCAGCAAGCCUCGGGAAGAGGGCCCAGCCAGGGGGGGCAGCACGAGGGGCCCCAGGAGCCACCGAAAGCUACAGCCCCCACCGUUGACCCCUGAUGGCAAAGGCGGUACUACUCGGGGUGGGCAACCCAGCAGACCUUUGGUGGCGCUGGCCACAUGCAGCAAAGCUCGGGGGACAGAGAGGUUGACUGGCAGGGCCCGCAGGUGGGAAAUGAAGGGAGGCAAGGAGGAGCUGGAGAGCCAGGAGGGAAGCCCAAGCACCAGAAGGACUCCAAAUGAGAAGGAACAUGUGCAGACUCCGAGCAGGAUGGAGCCAGGCGGAGCCAUAAGUGUCCCAGCAACCAGCCCAGCUCCAGCAUCACCAGAGGAGCCAAAAGGGGAGUCAGGAGCUUCGACAGCCAGUCCAGAGCCUGGCUCUCCACGAAACACGGACUUGCUUCCCCUCAACCUCUCUCUAGGAUGUGCCAGUAGCCCUGGGCCCGGGGAGAGCACGUGUGUGCUCAGUCCAAGGCCUGGGACCCAGGAGAGCCCUGUGUCCUGGCUGGAGGGUCAUGAGCAGCCCCUGGGGUGGAACGAGCCCCAGGCUGAGCCAGAAGCCCAGACUUGUUCUGGGCCCCCAAAAGAGGCAGGGCCCCUGGAACCCAGAGAAGACAGGCCUGGCAAGGCUGGGGCCCAGCAGGUCCUGGCACCUCGAAGCAGACCCCCCAGAGGAGGCAGCCAAAGGGCGAGGGGCACAGGAGGUAUGAGGAGCAGGACAGGGGGUCCUGCCCCUGCAAGAAGAUGCUGAGCAAAGCUCUCGGGAGCCGGGUGCCCGGCUGGGGAGGGGAGGAGGGGAGACACCGUCAAAAAUCUUUGAGCUCUGGGCACGUGGUUGGCUGGCGGCUGUGGCAGCCUGGCCGAGCAGUUUGGCAGACUCUUCGGUGGAGUGACCCUGUGAAGGCAAGGAGCCAACCCCUGCACCUCACGGGCACCCCCCUGUGCACGUGUGUGCUCUCGCCUGCAGGUAGAGCCCCUGGUGUAUCCCCACGCCACACCUGGUCUGUGAGGCUGGCAAGCCCUGCCCCAAGCCUACUGCUGCCCAGGCCACAAGCUCCCUGACCAUGGCGAGAGGACAAGGCUU
Kogia breviceps (pygmy sperm whale) is the source of this 2057-nucleotide messenger RNA. The record is from RefSeq and is a predicted model, not a curated record. NCBI's taxonomy places the organism in Eukaryota, Metazoa, Chordata, Mammalia, Artiodactyla, Physeteridae.